UUGGUCCAAUUCUGAAUUCAAAAAUGGGUGAUCAUAUAUGCAAGUGACGCCCAGGAUUCUUAUCGGCAUUCGUAUAAAAGCUGAGAAAGAAUAGACUUGAUCAUAGUUUGAUUCGAACCGAUCAAAUAUUACGACUAAAAUGUUUGCCAAAAUCGUCCUCAUUGCCUUCGCUCUCUUCGCAGUAGCAUUCGCUGCACCAGAACCAAGGCCCCAAUUUGUUGUUCCAGCCGCCGCCGCUUACAGCGCAUACUCCUCGGCAUACUCAGCACCUUUGGCCUACUCUCCUUACUCCGCUUUGCCUUACUCAGGUUACUCUGGUGUCUACCCAAGCGUUUAUGGAGCUAUUCAACCUGGUGCUGUGAUUGUUUGAAUGUCUAAAUGAAUUGUUACUGAUACGUAUUAAGUUUUACGAAAAUUAUGUUUCUUCCUAUGUAAAUUUCUUUUUUGCGGAAUAAAUUCAUAAACACAA
Messenger RNA from Harmonia axyridis, 469 nucleotides. RefSeq lists its product as uncharacterized. Bases 140 to 370 code for a protein of 76 amino acids. The transcript has 2 exons. Lineage: Eukaryota; Metazoa; Arthropoda; Insecta; Coleoptera; Coccinellidae. The record is from RefSeq and is a predicted model, not a curated record.